AAUCUCGGGAGCGGAUUGAAGAGCAUCUUUUGUAGAGAAGCGGAAUCAGUUUGAGCUUUGAGCUCGAGCGAGUAUUAACGAGGAGUCUGUGCCCUAACCAUUUUUUUUUUCUAUCGAUCGAAUCGAAUUGAAAAAUUGCAAAGUGAAAUGUUUUCCUCGUGGUCGUCGUUUUUGUUGACAUGUUUGAUCGGGCUUUUGGGCAUUUUUUAUUUGCGAGCAAAAUGGAAACUGUCGUAUUGGCAACGCCGUGGUAUUCCAAGCUUACCGACUAAUUUGAUAUUCGGAAAUUUCAAAGAUUCAUUUUUGUUGAAAAUCGCGCCGGGUUUUCUGCUCGGACGUUUGUACAGCGAGGCUAAAGAGGAUGACGCUUUCAUCGGUGUUUACAUACUCCAUCAACCCUUUUUACUUCUCCGUUCACCUGACCUCAUAAAGAAAAUACUCGUUAAAGAUUUCGCUGCAUUCCCCAAUCGCUUUUUUGCCUCGCCACGAGACUCCACAGACCUCGUUGGGAGCCGAGGUUUGUUUUCGAUCCACAAUCCUGAGUGGCGAUAUUUAAGAACAAAACUGUCGCCAACCUUCACCACUGGCAAAUUGAAGAGCCUCUUCAACCUCAUGCUCGAAUCCUCCGAAUUCUUGAAUAGUUACAUGAAGAAAAGAUUCGACGGCGAUGACAAUGCGGUGAAAAAGUUCGAGUUCAAAGACACGAGCACCAGAUUUACCACCGACGUUAUUUCCUCACUCGCUUUUGGCAUCAGAACCAAUUCCUUCGAGGAUCCACCACCGGAGUUUUAUACCAGGAGUCGUGGCCCUUUCACUAUGACGAUCCUCCGAGCCCUUCGCCUCUCGUCCGCAUUCUUCUUUCCCGGCCUUUCGAAGUAUCUCGGUGGUUCGAUGCUGGGAGAAAACACCGAUUAUUUCCGUAAAGUAUUUUGGAACUCGAUGAACAGCCGUGAGGAAGGGAAAUACGAGCGAGGCGACGUAAUUGACGGAUUGCUAAAAUUAAAAAAUGACAAAUCAGAAGACGGUUUUGAAAUCCAAGGCGAUACCCUGGUCGCCCAGUCGGCAAUAUUUUUCGUAGCAGGCUUGGAAACGAGCUCGACAACGAUGGCAUUCACUCUUUGGGAAUUGGCGAAACAGCCAGAGAUUCAAAAACGCUUGAGAAGCCACAUCCUCGAGAAUCUCGGCGAUGGGCGAAAAAUAACGUACGAAUCGGUACAGAAUAUGAAAUAUUUGAUGGCCGUCAUAAAUGAGACGUUGAGAAUGUAUCCACCAGCUCCUCUGAUCGAUCGGGUCGCUGACAGAGAUUACAAAAUUCCUGGGACUCAAGUCGUUCUGGAAAAAGGAACAGUCGUUUACGUCGCACUUCCUGGCAUUCAAAUGGACCCGAAAUAUUUCAGUGAUCCCAAAAUUUAUGAUCCUGAUCGGUUCAGCGAGGAACGCAAAAGUGACAUAAAACCUUUCACUUUCAUGCCGUUUGGCGAAGGGCCAAGAAUUUGUAUCGGUCUUCGGGUCGGAAUGCUCCAAACUGCGGUGGGUCUGAUAACAAUUCUUCGUGAUUACGAGGUUCUGCUGAAUCCAAGAUACACGACGAACGGAGUAAGCCCGCGUUCUGCGUUCACAAUACCAGCAGCAGGAAUUUUAUUAGACGUGAAGAAAAUUUCAAAUGAUUGAGUAUUCAAAGCUUUCCUCUUGACGUGGAAUAUCAUUGCCAAGGUUGAGAAUGAGAACAAAUAUAAUUAUAUCAAUGAUACUCAA
Molecule: messenger RNA, 1755 nt
Organism: Venturia canescens
Lineage: Eukaryota; Metazoa; Arthropoda; Insecta; Hymenoptera; Ichneumonidae
Product: cytochrome P450 6k1-like
Exons: 4
Coding region: 148-1671 (507 amino acids)
Molecular function (GO): iron ion binding; monooxygenase activity; oxidoreductase activity, acting on paired donors, with incorporation or reduction of molecular oxygen
Source: RefSeq, a predicted model, not a curated record